GGUGUUGCCUCUGUGUUGUGCUUAAGUGGUACUGUUCCUUUUGGGAAUGUGGUAUUAUUCUGUUUUAUCUUACAGAAAUUAAGGUAAGAGGGAUGGUAUGGUUUUGUGACUAUUUGUGGUAGCUCUUCAGUAGGAAAAGUCACUUUUCAACCUAGAGCGCCUUUUUUGUAGACCACAUGGAGAGGGCAGAGAGAAAAAAGGAUUAGGUUUUGGAUGAAACGGUCUAUUUGUGUAUUGGUUAUGGUCAAGCGUAACCUAACACCAUAAUCACAUUCUCCUUCUGUGCCUGGCUACUUAAACCAGCCUGUAUGUGAAUGUUAACCCCAAAGACUCCUUUAGUUGAUGAACUAGUUACUAUAAAAAGUAUUUCACUUUGAAAAACUCCCACAUUUCAAGAACAGAGAAAUUCAGCACAAAGGUGAUUUUGAAGUUUCCCUGGAACCUGGGCUCCCCGAGACGCAGCACUGGAGCAGAUGGAUAAUGGAGACUGGGGCUAUAUGAUGACUGACCCAGUCACGUUAAAUGUAGGUGGACACUUGUACACGACGUCUCUCACCACAUUGACGCGUUACCCGGAUUCCAUGCUUGGAGCCAUGUUUGGGGGGGACUUCCCCACAGCUCGAGACCCUCAAGGCAAUUACUUCAUUGAUCGAGAUGGACCUCUUUUCCGAUAUGUCCUCAACUUCUUAAGAACUUCAGAGCUGACCUUGCCCCUGGAUUUUAAGGAAUUUGAUCUGCUUCGGAAAGAGGCAGACUUUUAUCAGAUUGAGCCCUUGAUUCAGUGUCUCAAUGACCCCAAGCCUUUGUAUCCCGUGGAUACUUUUGAAGAAGUCGUGGAGUUAUCUAGUACCCGGAAGCUUUCUAAGUACUCCAAUCCGGUAGCUGUCAUCAUAACCCAGUUAACCAUUACCACCAAGGUCCAUUCCUUACUAGAAGGCAUAUCAAACUAUUUUACCAAGUGGAAUAAGCACAUGAUGGACACCAGAGAUUGCCAGGUGUCCUUCACUUUUGGACCCUGUGAUUAUCACCAGGAAGUCUCUCUCCGAGUCCACCUGAUGGAGUACAUCACAAAGCAGGGUUUCACGAUCCGCAACACCCGAGUGCACCACAUGAGUGAGCGGGCCAACGAGAACACGGUGGAGCACAACUGGACUUUCUGCAGGCUGGCCCGGAAGACAGACGACUGACCUCCCGCCCGGGCGAGGCUCCUGGAAGCGGACUUCCCAGGACGUCCAAGAGGCUGACCUUCUUUUUCUUUUUUUAAUCACAGUGUGAGAUUUUUUUUUUUUAAAUAUUUGUAUUUAUUUGAAGGCAUUGGGGACCAGAAGGAAGAUUUGUGCUUAGCAGACUCCUCUAUAUUUUGUUCCCUUCACCCCAAGUGUGCAUGUGCCUCUUCCGAGCCUCCAAAUACCUUUUUUUUUUUAAUACAAAGAAGUCUGAAAAUCAUUAUGGUCUAUAAUGUACCCUUAACAAAGCUUUUUUUUUUU
Messenger RNA from Budorcas taxicolor (takin), 1487 nucleotides. It is a transcript of the gene KCTD6, whose product is annotated as potassium channel tetramerization domain containing 6. Gene Ontology annotation, molecular function: cullin family protein binding. The record is from RefSeq and is a predicted model, not a curated record. Bases 474 to 1187 code for a protein of 237 amino acids. The transcript has 3 exons. Lineage: Eukaryota; Metazoa; Chordata; Mammalia; Artiodactyla; Bovidae. Gene Ontology annotation, biological process: ubiquitin-dependent protein catabolic process; protein homooligomerization.